AUGAAUUUCUGCGGUUGGGAACCUUCGGACUACGAAAUAUUAGCUGAAAUAGGCGAGGGCGCCUAUGGGAAAGUGUACAAAGCUAGAGAGAUCGGCGGGCUGCAGCGCCUCGUAGCCAUGAAGAAGAUCAACGUCCCCGGGGAGCCGCACACGGGCAUCCCGCAGUUCAUGAUCCGGGAGGUGGCGCUGUUGAGAAGGAUUGAGCAUUUCGACCACCCAAACAUAGUGAAGUUUUUGAAUGUGUCUGCUGAAGUGAAGAAGCAGGGUUUGGACCUGACCCUGGCCUUCGAGUACAUUGAUCAGGAUCUGUCGUCGUUCCUCAGCACAGCACCAGAGAAUGGCCUGAGUAGAGAUAAAAUAAAGGACAUCAUGCGCCAGCUACUACGUGGACUGGACUUUCUCCACACUAACACAGUCGUGCAUCGUGACCUAAAGCCAGAUAACAUAUUAGUCAGCAGCCGUGGGGAGGUGAAGAUUGCUGACUUCGGGCUGGCCAGGAUCUACACUUACCGCAUCGCCCUGACACCCUGUGUAGUGACCCUGUGGUACAGGGCUCCGGAGGUGCUACUCCACUUGGGGUACAUGUCCUCUGUGGACAUCUGGAGCUCUGGCUGCAUUUUUGCAGAACUUUUUCUGUUAAGACCUUUGUUUCGUGGACAUACAGAGGUCCAACAGCUUCAGAAAAUCUUUGAGGUGAUUGGUUUACCUAGAAAGGAGGACUGGCCCAAGGAAACGCCCAUCCGCUAUGACCCUGCCUGGGCCAGACAAGAGCUGACUGCACAGCUGCUGCCCAGCCUCACCCUGGAGGAGAAGGACCUGCUCACACAAUGUCUGGAAUUCAACCCAAGCAGACGCAUCUCAGCUUACAGAGCCUUAGCCCAUCCGUUCCUGUCAAGUCCUUAA
Molecule: messenger RNA, 903 nt
Organism: Pygocentrus nattereri (red-bellied piranha)
Lineage: Eukaryota; Metazoa; Chordata; Actinopteri; Characiformes; Serrasalmidae
Gene: cdk21
Product: cyclin-dependent kinase 21
Exons: 7
Coding region: 1-903 (300 amino acids)
Biological process (GO): protein phosphorylation; signal transduction; regulation of G2/M transition of mitotic cell cycle
Cellular component (GO): nucleus; cytoplasm; cyclin-dependent protein kinase holoenzyme complex
Molecular function (GO): cyclin binding; ATP binding; cyclin-dependent protein serine/threonine kinase activity
Source: RefSeq, a predicted model, not a curated record